Messenger RNA from Sinocyclocheilus grahami, 423 nucleotides. Its product is annotated as proline-rich protein 13-like. The record is from RefSeq and is a predicted model, not a curated record. NCBI's taxonomy places the organism in Eukaryota, Metazoa, Chordata, Actinopteri, Cypriniformes, Cyprinidae. The transcript has 4 exons. The coding region runs from base 67 to 423 and encodes 118 amino acids.
AAAGCAGGCUCUACCACAUGACUUUAUUUGUUGUUGCAUUUGAAUGGUCAUUUGGAAGAGACAAACAUGUGGCCAAAUCAAGGACCUCCAGCCGCUGGGCCGCCCAAUCCUGCCUUUCCUUGUCCUCCAAACCCAGCGUACCCAGCCAUGCCCAUCCCAUCCGGCCCGCCUGGACCCAACCCUGUCUAUCCACCCAUGAACCAUCCCAUGACCAUCCCGUACCCCGCACCCAACCAGCCGUUCCCCCCGGCGGGGCCCUUCCCCGGGGCCGCUCACCCCUGCCCCGUCCCUCAGUACGGGGGCCACCCCGCAGGAGUCCACGCACCUGGACACAAGAAACACAAGAAGAUGAAGAAAGGCCAUAAAGCUCAUAAAGCUCACAAGGAGCACAAACACAUGAAACAUGGCAAGGUGAGAGGCUGA